Molecule: messenger RNA, 2874 nt
Organism: Nasonia vitripennis (jewel wasp)
Lineage: Eukaryota; Metazoa; Arthropoda; Insecta; Hymenoptera; Pteromalidae
Product: zinc finger protein 219
Exons: 2
Coding region: 264-1085 (273 amino acids)
Source: RefSeq, a predicted model, not a curated record
GUCUCUCAGUUCGGGGGGCCGAACUUUUCGGAGUAUAGCGCUCGCUGCGUGUAGAGCAAAGCCCGAGCGCGCGCGUGGACGAUGCUUUGUUUGCGUGGGUUUAAGCGUUGCGACCGUGUGCCCAUCGGUUGUUAAACAAAUGGCCGGUGUCGGUAUCGCGUAUUUUCAAAUCGUUUCGAGAGUGAAAGUAUCGGGCUGUUGGCUGCCGGCUUCCGUCGCGGAAAACUCCGCAGAAAUAUGUGCGAAAGGUUAGGACAUAACCUAUGCGGAAAAGUGCGUUUUCUCCAAUUUUUGCGCGUCUCGCGGACCCAAGCGGUAAUGUAUUGUGUGCCGAGGUAAGAAAUACGCGUUGCGCGAGAGAAAGGCUACCAGCCGAUUCGGAUUUUUCGCUGAGGAGCAAGACUCGGCGAGGAUCAGGAUUUUCGGAGCUGUGCGAAUGUUGGACGAGGAAAUCGUGCGUGGAGCCAGAUUCGGAAGCUGCAACUACUUGUUGCUCAGCGCACCUAGAUCUCGUGCGGUGCUUCAAACUGGAGGAGGACAAUGGGGACUGUGAGAUUCGGCGAGAAUCAAGUAAAACAAGCCGUCUGAGCAUGAUUUCUUUGCUACGCCGCAACCGAAAACAGAAGGCCAAAAGCCAGCAGCGACCCCUGACACGCAGUUUGAUCGUCGAUCAGCGCAAGGAGAUGGCAGAACCCGUGGCCAAUCUCGAGCUUUACAACGACAACUCGUUAGACAGCCUCGUCUUCGCUGCUUCCCUUGGACUAGCCUCGAUUCAUCAUCCGUCCCAGUCACCAAAUGACGUCCUUCUGUUACUACAAGAUCAACCGAAUAAACAACAGCAGCCGCAGCAGCAAAAACAACAGACCACCAAAGGGCAGCAGCAACAGCAGCAGCAACAGGGUCAAAUGGAAUUUCAUUGCAGAUUUUGCGGAAAGGGUUACCGAUGGAAAAGUACGAUGAGGCGACACGAGACGCUCGAGUGCGGCGACAAGCCGCCGUCUUUUCAGUGUCCCGAGUGUCCCUACAGGGCUAGACAGAGGGGCAACCUUACGGUGCACCUGAAGCGUCAUCAUCAGAGGGUCUAAUGAUUGACGAUGAGUAAUUUUUUGGAUUGUACAUUUUUUCUUUUGUAUUGCCAACAAUGUAUCUAGUUGGCGCCUUUUUGAAUUCUUAUAUAUUUUUGAACUAAAUUUUAUACCGAAUUUGUGAUUCAUUGAUAUUUUGUUAAGUUUUUCUCGACUAUAUCGUGGACCGAAAUUCUUUGGAUGCUGGCAGACCGAUUUCAAUGCUACCUUUUUUCAGCUAUAUUCUCGACUCAUUCUUUUUUAUUCAACGAAAUAAGAAUGUUUAUGAGUCUAAAUAACGGAGUUUCAAAAUCGUGGCUAAUGAUUGGUUAAUCGCGCAUUGUACACAAAGUAUGAAAAAAUUUAAUACUAUAAUUGACGGUCUUCAUUCCACUAAAAUUUAAUAAAAACAGCUUUUUCGUGAUACGUAUAACAUCAAGAAAUAAAAUACAAAAGAAGAUUUUCGUAGGAUUAACGAUAUUACUUGUUCGUGAGAAAAUUGAUUAUUUACAGGGAUUUACUUUCAAUUUGAUAAAUUAUUUUUGUACCAGCCGUAAUGAUUACCUACGUUUGUAAGAUAUUAGAAGUGUGAAUAUUUUUUUCUACUUAUGAUUGUCCUUUAUGAAACCGUAGUAAUCGUUGCUUUUCUAUCUACAGUGAUAUUUUGUUUUGCCUACUUUAACUAUUGUAUAAGUUCAUAACUAAAAUUAAAAAAUUCAUGGUUUACAAUUUUCCUAUUUAUAUCUUCUGUCACUUGUUUUUUGAUGUUUGCUCGAAAUUUGAUAUGUAAUUUAUAUGGUAUUGCAUAUAAAAUUUCAUUUAAGUUAUUAUUUCAUGAGAAAGCUGGUGCGAUCACGAAAGAUUUUCGAAUUUCGAUAUUUAUGUAAAAUGAUCAUAUUAAGUCAUCUCGUUGUCGUAGAACUUUACAAUUUAUACACUUACGUAUUAAGCAUUUAUAUAAGAACUAUUUUCGCGAAAAACAUGGAAGCUAUUUUUACAAAAAAAAAAACUUACUUUUUAAGAAUUUCGUAGUUAUGUAAGUUCAGUGAGUGUCGAUUUUAAAGUGAUUCAUACCUUUCGAUACAAACAUGUAAGAGACCUUAAAAUUAAUAUUGUUUUAAUGGAGCAAGCUAAAAUAUAAGUGCGUCAUAAAUAUUACUGCUACUACUAAUGGAUAAAUAUCAUUGAACAUUUAAUAUUUCGAUUUAUAUAUCAAGUAUUGGAGAUUAACACAGAUAUUUCAUCUUGCUUCCGUGGAUUGAUUAAAAUAAGUAUUCGUAGUUUGUAAUUAAAUUCGAUAAUUUCGUAUAUGAAUUUGAUUUAACCGCAUAAGACAAAUAUUUCGGGCGAUAUUCCAGUCUUGAUGUAACGGGUCCAAUUUUCAAAUGAAAAAUCAUGAUAAUUAUUUUUUAUGAAUAUUUAUCAAGAGUUGCCGUUGUGUACGAUGAAAAGGCUUUUAUAAACAAACAUGUACUUUUGACUAUUUAUAUUACAAAAUGUGCCUUACAGAUGCAUACAUUCUACAAAAGACAUUCCUUUUCUACACCGGGUGAUGACAUUUAUUUGACAUAAAUGCUUACCUCAUCACCCUUGAACUAUUUUAUAAAAUGUAACUGGAAAUAAUUUAGGGUUUGAUAACUUAUAACUACAUGAAACCUUAGAUUAAGCCCAUGCGAUCAUAUUUUUAUAAUCAUUUAUAAUGUGUGUAUACUCAAUACAAUAAAUAAAACAUCUUUGAUAUAUACCAAGUAUUUUUAUAAACUUGUAUGUAUAGUACUUAUUAAUUAAAUAACAUGAAACUGUACAUGUU